Messenger RNA from Triplophysa rosa, 1315 nucleotides. Its product is annotated as short transient receptor potential channel 7-like. The coding region runs from base 146 to 1315 and encodes 389 amino acids. The record is from RefSeq and is a predicted model, not a curated record. Gene Ontology annotation, cellular component: membrane; cation channel complex. Gene Ontology annotation, biological process: regulation of cytosolic calcium ion concentration; calcium ion transmembrane transport; manganese ion transport. Gene Ontology annotation, molecular function: inositol 1,4,5 trisphosphate binding; store-operated calcium channel activity; protein binding. The transcript has 2 exons. NCBI's taxonomy places the organism in Eukaryota, Metazoa, Chordata, Actinopteri, Cypriniformes, Nemacheilidae.
GCACACACAUUAGUGGAUAUAUUAGUUGAUUUUGUCAGGGUUGAACUGUCUUGCCGCCACUUGUUGCUGCUGUGUGAAGUUGCGAGUCGCGUCUUACUUUCAUGAAACACUUUUUCACAACAUAUGCGGAGCACGCGCUCUCCCGAUGUGUGACGAAGGCGAGGGGCCCCGUGUCUCCUCUUCCUCCUCCCCACCACCACCCUCCUCCUCUCCCGCUCAGCUCCCACAGAAACCCCCGGUGCGGCGGGCAUCUGCGCCACUUCCACGCACCGACCCCCCGGACGCGCGAUCCAGAGACGCGUCGCCCGGCGAUCCGCAUGAGUUCAUCAAGCGCACACCGGCGUGUUUCGGGCGAUGCUGCGGAGCGUCUCCGGUGCGCGGCGGUCUUCAGCACCACGGACAGCGGCGCAACACUCCUCGCGCACCGGAUCAUGAGCCCGACAGCCCGGAGGAGUUUCUUCUAGAGACCCCGCGCAACUGCGCUCUGCCUCGCGCGUCAGAGGUCAUGCAUCGCAGGCACACCACCCUACGAGAGAAGGGGCGUCGGCAAGCCAUCCGAGGCCCCGCCUACAUGUUCAACGAGCGUGGCACAAGCCUUACGGCAGAGGAGGAACGUUUCCUUGAUGCUGCGGAGUACGGCAAUAUUCCUGUUGUCCGCAAGAUGUUGGAGGAGUCCAAAACGCUCAACUUCAACUGCGUGGACUACAUGGGCCAAAACGCGUUGCAGCUCGCCGUUGGCAACGAGCACCUGGAAGUCACUGAGCUCCUCCUGAAGAAGGACGGAAUGGCCCGCGUGGGCGACGCGCUCCUGUUGGCUAUCAGCAAAGGCUACGUGCGAAUCGUGGAGGCCAUACUGGCCCACCCAGCGUUCGCUGGAGGUCUGAGGUUGACCUUGAGCCCGUUGGAGCAGGAGUUGAGGGACGACGACUUCUACGCCUACGACGAGGACGGAACGCGUUUUUCCCACGACGUGACCCCUGUGAUACUGGCCGCACACUGCCAGGAGUACGAGAUCGUCCACAUCUUGUUGAUGAAGGGCGCCAGGAUCGAACGGCCCCACGACUACUUCUGCAAGUGCUGCGAGUGCACGGAGAAACAGAGACGAGACUCCUUCAGCCACUCCAGAUCGCGCAUGAACGCGUACAAAGGGCUCGCCAGCGCCGCCUACCUGUCGCUCUCCAGCGAAGACCCCGUGCUCACCUCUUUAGAGCUCAGCAACGAGCUCGCACGCCUCGCCAACAUAGAGACAGAGUUUAAGGUAAGACACCAGUUCACACUAGGCAUGGGCCAGCAUGAGAUUUUGACGGUACGAUAG